Molecule: messenger RNA, 2646 nt
Organism: Sungouiella intermedia
Lineage: Eukaryota; Fungi; Ascomycota; Pichiomycetes; Serinales; Metschnikowiaceae
Source: the annotation of a GenBank genome assembly
AUGCCCUCCAGACAUCCUGAAACAUCCCACCUCAUGCCGCCGCCUCCAUUCGGCGUGUCAGGAACUUCGGGUCGCCGCUCACGCGCCUCUUCUCGCGCCAAUGCCUAUCCUGAGACUUCUUCAGCACCUCCAGUGGCUCCAUCGCUUGCGAAACCUCAGUUCCUGCUGAAUGAGAUCUUGAAGCCCAUGACCGGCCGUGAUGUAGUGGCGUUGAUCUUCAUCUUGUUGAUGUUACCCCAAGGAGUAUCGUGUCUCGUGCUCACCGGAUACAUUUUGCUGGGCUCCUUCAAGUCGUUGGCUGGAAAAGUGGUAGCAAAGUACUUGGUUCUGUCCACCGACGACGUGGACUAUGAUGUGGAAGCCACAUCAGUGUCUAAAUACAGAUACUACCGCUCGGAGUUGUUGGGUGAUGUCCUUCAACUUUUCUCCAUCAACUCGUUCAUUUUGCUCGUGUGCCAUUCCACCUUGCCUCACUCAUGGUUACAGUAUUUGAUUGUGUUGGCCAAGUCGAUUGUCGCAAGCCGCUUGGUGGGAUCAUACACAACAGGAUCCACCACCUAUGUCAGUGUGGUGGCCGCCAACCCAAUGUCGUCGUCCUCGUCGUCCGCAUCAUCUACUACCACUACCACAACCUCCACCAUGACCACCACUACAUCCCAGCAACAACAGAACUCCAAAAACGAUAUCAAGUACUCCACAAGCAACUUCUACAAUUCGCUUGUGGGAUUCAUGUGGGUUACGGCCCUUAACUCUUUUGUUCUGGAUUGGGUGUUGCGUCUCAACUUCCCUCUAUUAUUGAGUGAUACCAUGCGCUUUUACCGCAACUUGGCCCUCAAAGGCAAUCCAGACGUGACAGCAAUGAAAACCCUCUUCACCAAGUCUCCAUUUUUCAUCUCGUUUAACUACUUGUCGUCCAAAAAGGGCUCGUAUCUCAUCGACAACAGAAAGCUUUUCGGCAAGUCCAACUUGUUUGGAAAGUUGAUCAUCCAUGUUUCCAUCAAUUACUUGAAUCUCGGCAACAAGUCUAUCCAGACCUUGUCUUUCAUUUUGCGUGAAUUCUCUGUUGUUGUAAACUACGCAUACUUGGUCCUUUGCAUCCAUGUCAUCAGUCUCACCAUAUCUCCAUUUUUGCAACGUAUUUUCAUCUUCAAGGAUUUCUCGAAGACCUUGGAUCAUUUGCUGUCGUUGACUCCUGAUGUUCCAUACAGUGGAUUCAAGAAAAGUGGUUUGAUCACAAAUCUCUCCAGAGAAACUGCUCAGGAUUCCGUGGUUGUAAUUAACGUUGACCUGCUGCAGCUGCAACUUGCUCUUCAGACAGCCCCUCAUAAGUUAGAAGUGGAGCUGAGCAUCGCAAAAAGCAAGUUCAAGCCGAACUCACUCUCCAAUGCAAAUGCUGUUCCGUCGAGCAACUUCAAGAAUUUCUCCUUGGUUCCAUCCACAAAUAAGUGCACAGCUUUCGGUGGCAGAAGCAACCAAACCAGAACCAUAGUGGAUCGCAAGAGAUCUAACAGUAACGCAACGCCUUCCACAACCAUCAUGGACAAAUACUUUACCAUUUCCAUUCAACCAAUCUGGUCUUGGUUGGCAGCCAUCAAGGUUUUGGCGGUCGCACCAUCUUUGUUCUGUGGGGCUCCUACCACAUUGAAGAACAACGGCUCAAAGUUCUUCACAGAAGCUGUGGAGCCACGGCUUCCUUUGGCAGUGGCACACAUUGGAGAAUCCAAAGUCGUUUUCGAGAUUCUCAACCGCACGUACUUCGAUGUAAUCUACCAAGAUGGAUUCUCUGUGAGAGUCAAUGAUACCACUUGGCUUUAUGUCAGUUUGUUGGUGGGCCAGCAAACUACUGAAAACGAAGAGAAAGUCUACAUUUGUGUCCAAGGUUUGGCACCUAUGUAUCAAUACGAAAUCGAUUUCUACGCCCAGAGCCUGUUAGUUGGCCACCAUGUGAUUAACACUACAUCGUCCACCGUGGAACCUCCCUUCAUUAACCAGUCGCUUGCAAUCUCGCCUAUUGAGUCACUUCAGAACAGCUUAAAGUUCACUAUCGAGAGCUUCAACAACAUGAAAUUAUGUCUUAAACGAGCCAAGAAGGAUGAAAACAAACGGGUUUCAGACUUGAAGAAACAAAUCGAUAUGUUGCGUACCAAGAUUGACAAGGUCGGAAGCAAACAUAAUAUCGAAGGAAAAAUCAGCAGCAAGUUGAGAGGAUUACAGAACUCAGUCACUCAAUUGGAGCACGAAAUUACUGAUUUGCGCCAGCAGAUUUCGAAUGUUGACCUGGACAACGGGAAUGUUGAAGAGGAUUCAAGGACUGAGGAAAAGCAAUUGAAGAAAGAAAUUGCACAAUUGGAAGAGUAUAUUUCUCAGUUUGAAGUUAGCACGGCCAAGCUUAGAAGCAACCUCAAGGGAGCCUUAGGAGACAAAGAAAGUACGGAAGCCAAACGAAAGAAGUUGAUGGAUAAAUUGGAGCGCAGAGGUGACGAGAUCGGAAAGCUCAACAGUGAGGUCAGAGCCAUGAAGAAAUUGUUGAUUGGGAAGUUCCAGAAACGGCAAAGACGCAUCAACGACCGGUUCGAUGUGAUCCUACCCAAGGUUGAGGAGGCUACAGAAAGUCUCAGUCACGAGCUCGCCAGCUACGAUGCAUAG